Messenger RNA from Candoia aspera, 4306 nucleotides. RefSeq names its product spectrin repeat containing nuclear envelope family member 4 (gene SYNE4). Gene Ontology annotation, cellular component: meiotic nuclear membrane microtubule tethering complex; nuclear envelope; membrane. The coding region runs from base 309 to 2186 and encodes 625 amino acids. Lineage: Eukaryota; Metazoa; Chordata; Lepidosauria; Squamata; Candoiidae. The record is from RefSeq and is a predicted model, not a curated record. The transcript has 13 exons.
UUUAAUGAUUGACAGGCAGGAGAAAUGCAGGUGGCCAGGCAGAGGAUCCUGGCUUCUGAACAGCAGGUCGACGCGGGGUUUCCCCUUGGGGAUUGCAGGGCUGCCUGAAGUUGGGGCGUUGGCUGAGCCUUCGGGGGACCAGUCCUUUCAGAAUUCCCUGGAUAGGGCUGGCAAGGGGACUCUGGCUUCCUCCAAGCCAGAGGAAGCAAACCAGCGGCAUUUUGGGUUUCCUCCAGCCUCGGCUGUCUCAAGGGGAGCUUUGGGCCAUCCUCUGGCACGGACCUGUGAGGCCGAACCAGCGACUGGGGAUGCAGGGAGAAGCUGUGACCUUGGAUCUCUGCCCGGACGAGCAGAGGUGCCACAGAUGGUCUGGAGAGCUGGUGAUGCCAGCAAGUGCCGUUUGCAACCUUUGCACAGUGACAAUGGAAAAACAGAUUAGGGAGGAGCAGGCCUGGCACCUGCAGAAGGCCCUUCAGGACUGCGUCUUCCGCUUCCAGGACUGGCUCUGGACGGCCGAGAUGACGGCUGCCUCCCCCAGGUCCUCGCAGGUCUCCUAUGCCGACUCCAAAAAAGAGCUGCAGAAGUUCUGGGCCCUGCAAAAGGAGAUCUCAGAGAAGGCGUGGCCUUUGGCGUCCUUGAACAGGCAGUACCACCAGCUGGCGUGGAUGGGCAGCGUCCGCCCACUCCUGCGGUCCUCCCUGCAGGACGUCAGUUGGCGUUGGGAGGAACUGCAGAAUCGAGUCGCUGCUAUUUCCAGGAGACUGCAGCAUUUUGUCAAUCAAUGGGAGGAGUUUGGAGAGGAGAAGGCGACCGCCCAGGUGUGGCUGAUGGAGCUGGACCUGCGGCUCACCGAGGUUGAGCACUUCUCGGGAGGGACGUCGCUUGAGAAAAUGAUACAGCUGCAGGCGUUCCAGCAAGAUGUCCGGGCCAAUGCGGAGCACGUGGAUCGCCUCCUGGUGCAUGCGGAGAGCUUGAUCCAGAAGAGCCAGCCGGAGGAUGCUGCGAUCUUGGAGGAGGACCUGAAGGAGCUGAUCGGCUUCCACCAGGCCGUCUUCUCCAGGGUUUUCCAAUUCCAGCGGCGGCUGGUCAGCCUGAGGCUGGUCUUUGAGGACGAGUGGGAAUCGGAUCGGGACAGUGACUUGGAGUCCGACUGCUUCACGGAGGGAUCCCCGCAGUUUCGCAUGGGCGACCCUGAGCCCGCUGCCCUGGUUCCUGGGGCUCCUCUGUGCCAAUCCACCCCGCAGCCCGUCCUGCAUUGCAAACAGCUGGCUCCCGGCAGAGACCCCUUGGCUGCAGACCUGGAAUGGGACCCUUCGGUGGACGUGGGGGGAUCCUCAUCGCACGACGAAGACUCGUCGUAUUGCAGCGCCGUCCUGGGCUUUAGCCAGGUAGACAAUCUCCGCCGAAGGUGCCGUUCCUUGUGCCGAAGCUGUGGCAAACCAGAAGAAUUUGCUGUGCAGAGCAGCCUCCAAGAGGAAUGGGAACUGGGCAGCUGCUCAGGGGCCGACCCGAUGCAAACAGAUAUUCCUGGAAAUUUCCCUCCCCAGGAGCAAAGAGCCAGUCAGCUGCUGAGGAAAGGGGUCUGCUGCCAGCACAUCAAAGCCACGGGGUUCGAUCCCAAACGUAUCGAGACCUGGCUGGACCAGAACUGCCGGAACAAGAUGGGAGCGCAGCCAGAGAUAAAAGAGCCCUGCCUCAUUCUGCCAGGUGCAACGGAAAGGCGAGCGAUGCGUGGCAAAACUUUGCAGGGUGUCGGAGCCCGCCUGGAUGUGCCCCCCCCAGCCAGGGAGCUGCAGCUCCCCCUGCGAAUCCAGACAAGGAGGCAGAAGUUUCAGCGCUGGCCCAAGAAGAAAGUCAAACAGAGCUUCCUCAGCAGCCAGCCUUCCUUGGAGAAGGGUCAGCGGAUCUCCAAGAAGACCCUGCUAAAUUCCCAGUCAGCAGAAAUUAUAGUUUCUAUUGGGAAAGAAUGUGAUCCACGGCGGCCCUCGGCGAUUUCUGCUCAGACCCAGAAGCUCUGCAGAGCAUCCGCCCUCUGGCUGCUCCUGACUGCUGCUUUUGUGGCGUUGGCGUUGUUACUGGCCAGGUCCUCUUUUCUCCCCAUCUCUGAGCCCCCCUGUCUCCAGACGAACGGCUUUGCCAAGUCGUUCCACCUCAUGCUAAAACACGCUGGCCCACCCCCCACUUAGUAGAAAAGGUUGUAGAACGGGGACACCGUGAUAAUCAAAGCUCAGGACUCCUGCGGAAGAAAACGAGCUCACGCGAGUCGCAUCAGCUGCUUCUGGAAGCGGGGUUAUGGCGCCUGCUCCGAGGCAGGUUCCAGGUCAGACCUAGCAGGUACCUUUGCAACCACGUGAAGAUAGUCUAUUAGGAUUUAAAUUGGUUGGGCCAUCCUGGAGCAGUCCUCUUGCGAAGGUUGGGAUCACCUUUUCACAGAAAUCGGUGGUGGAACAGCCAGGAUGUCUUCCUGUGGCCGUGAGCUGCUCAGGUCACGCCUGCUGACAUUCUAGAGAGGAGCUUGCAGAGCAAGCCCAGCAACGCCUGCCCCGCCUUUGGCAUGUUCCUCUGGGGCCCAGUCUUGGCUUGGGUGGCUACUGGCCAGGUCCCCUUUUCUCCCCAUCUCUGAGCACCCCCGUCUCCAGACAAACGGCUUUGCCAAAUCGUUCCGCCUCAUGCUAAAAUAUGAUGGCCCACCCCCACUUAGAAAGGAUUGUAGUCUUGGGUUAUUUGCAGCUUUGGAAGAUGGGCAUUUUUGUACAAGGGCUACCUAUUUCAUACCUUUGGUACCAGCCAUUUUCUAAUAGAGAAGAGAAAAAGGAGGCCCGACUGAGACGGCACUGUCACACUUCGAUCCUCAAGGCCCCAUCUACCCUGAAAGCUUUCCCUGAAUAUUCUGUUUGUCUGAAAACCUAAAGAUGUUAGGGAAACUGGCUACAAUGGCUUAAUUUGUCCAAAACAACCCUAGCUGUGAAGGGAGCAGAAGAAAGCGGAGGCUUUGAGGACCCAGACUUGGACUGCUGGCAGCUGGGUAUGUACAGAUCUGGUUUAUCCCACCACCCUAUCCAAGGAAUCCUGUUAUCAGCCUCUCAUGUUCUAGUUCACAUGACCUAAUAACCUUUUAGCAAAGUGCAUUAUAAAAAUCUAGCCUGAAGGUUUAAUGAACGGCUCCGGGCUUAAUAUAUUCCCUGUUAAUGCAACAUUUCAACCAAAGAUUUUGUUCCUGCAUAUACGUCAUCUCUUCCAACUGCAUUUGAACACCUACAAAAACGUAAGGGACAGCAAGACAUCUCUCCUCCUGAUGUUAUUAAAAGCACCCUUUGAACUUGAACCUAUUUGGCAAUGGGGAGAAAUUGCUAGGCCCUUUGUCUUAACAUGCAAAUCCUAUUCAUACGAUACGCAAAACAAAAUGCACAUUUCCACGGCUCCAAUGCUGUAAGAAAACCUAACAGAAUACAAACACAGUCUAUUAGGCCACACAGGUUGUAAAAAGAGCCCUCGCUGGAAGUAGUAUGUAUGCGUUUUGUGUUUUUAAAAAACCACAAACGGGUGCGGGAAUGUGAUGAACUCACGGCUAGGAAUAGAGAGAGAAGCAGACUGAAACCAAACAUCAUUAAUGUUUGAGAAUGAACCUGAAAAUAACGUAUUAGGAGUGUUUCCUCCUGUUUAAACUGAAGGGAGCUCAUUGCAAGCACUCCAGUCUUGAAACACUGUCGCUUAUCUUACUCUACCAAUUACAAGUUACGGAGCUAAAUUCUAACAGAAACAUAACCCUGAGACUUGAAUGGAUGUUUUCCAUCCCUUUUCUCUGUAACUUUACUUGCUGCAAACAGAACUUUUUUUUUGCUGGGGAACAUAACACGCACAUCAUUAGUGGGACAGUGGUUUAUUUUAAAAAUAUUAUACUGCAUUGAACACUCAUGGCUUUCCCUCUCCAAAGACAUAUGAACAAUUUCAAAAUAAAUUAAUAGUCGCUUGAGACAUCUUCCUCUCCUUCACCAGCCACCCCCCACAGCCAUCCAGAUGGGUCUUAAAUGAAAAGAUGUCAUCGGUAGAAGAUGCUUUCCAAUUGGAUCACUGAAGUUCAGCUCCAGAUAAACUCAGAAAUUGGGAAGGGCGGGGGGUGCGUGGGAUUGGAAAGCAUUUUUGAAGCGUGAACAGGGCGGGACAUAAUCUACUUUCUCUCCUCCUACCCCAAACCUGUUGGAGAAACAGCAAAGGACAAGGGCCGGGGGACGGUCAAAUUAGAAUGGAAGAUGCUUUGGAUGAGAUACGAAAGGAAAAACAGAUUGUUUUCAUCAAGCAUUACCCC